Messenger RNA from Limanda limanda (common dab), 1007 nucleotides. It is a transcript of the gene btf3l4, whose product is annotated as basic transcription factor 3-like 4. The record is from RefSeq and is a predicted model, not a curated record. The transcript is spliced from 6 exons. Lineage: Eukaryota; Metazoa; Chordata; Actinopteri; Pleuronectiformes; Pleuronectidae. Bases 112 to 588 code for a protein of 158 amino acids.
AAGCCGGGGGCGGAAGUGCGUGUUGUCGCUGCAGCGUGUUGAAGCUGCGCUGUUCCAGCCUCGCUAGCAUCGGGAUCCUCGGGCUGUCACUGACUCGCAUCAACGAUCACCAUGAAUCAAGAGAAGCUCGCCAAACUGCAGGCACAGGUCCGGAUAGGUGGAAAGGGAACAGCCCGCAGGAAGAAAAAGGUUGUUCACAAAACGGCAACAGCUGACGACAAGAAACUCCAGGGCUCUCUGAAGAAGCUGGCUGUGAACAACAUCGCAGGGAUCGAGGAGGUGAAUAUGAUUAAAGACGAUGGGACGGUGAUCCACUUCAACAACCCCAAAGUGCAGGCGUCUCUCUCCGCCAACACCUUCGCCAUCACGGGCCACGCCGAGAUCAAGCAGCUGACCGAGAUGCUGCCGGGCAUCCUGAGCCAGCUGGGAGCCGACAGCCUGAGCAGCCUGCGCAAGCUGGCCGAGCAGUUCCCACGGCAAUCAAUGGACAUGAAAGCAGUCAAGGAGGAAAAUGUAGAAGAGGAGGACGACGAUGUUCCAGAUCUCGUGGAGAACUUUGACGAAGCCUCAAAGAACGAAGCAAACUGAUGAAUCCUCCUUAUUUCCUCCGUCAGCCGUUUUUUAUUUUUACCUCUCGCGGACUCACACAGGGCAUUUCCUGUUGUGGGGGAAACGGUUGUUAAAGGUGCAAUGCAUCAUCUCCGGAGACGUGAACCACUUUGGUUCAGCCUGCCACAGCAGCAAAAUACAACCGUGACAACAUCCAGCAGAUUCAGUAGGUUUUGAUUUCAGUAGGCGUUGAUAAUGUGGACACUCUGAGACUCGAGGACCCGUGAACAUCUCCGCACCCCAAGGACUCAAACUACUUAAGAAAUACUUUAAGCUUUCUACAUGGUUCAACGUGGCUAGUAUUUAAGAGAUUGUUUAUUAAAUUACAAUUAAAGUGAAUGAGUAAUUCAUUUUACAUAUAGUGGUGAUUAUGAAUUUAAUAAAACAUUUUUGGGCUA